Messenger RNA from Chelonia mydas (Green sea turtle), 7687 nucleotides. RefSeq names its product adenylate cyclase 7 (gene ADCY7). The record is from RefSeq and is a predicted model, not a curated record. Lineage: Eukaryota; Metazoa; Chordata; Testudines; Cheloniidae. Bases 1098 to 4358 code for a protein of 1086 amino acids. Gene Ontology annotation, cellular component: plasma membrane. The transcript is spliced from 28 exons. Gene Ontology annotation, molecular function: adenylate cyclase activity. Gene Ontology annotation, biological process: adenylate cyclase-inhibiting G protein-coupled receptor signaling pathway; cAMP biosynthetic process; intracellular signal transduction.
UGGGCGCGGGCAAGGGAGCGAAGGGCAGGCUCCGGAGCAGCCAGCGACACUCGCGUCCUCAAGCGCCUGGCGCCGCGCCGCCGCGGGCAGCCGGCCCCUGCCCCGCGCCCCUGGAGCUGCGCCGGGGACCUGCCCUUUCACAGCGCCCCGCUGCUGGUCCGCAAGCCGGCUCCUGGCCACGGAUCACUCGGUUGGGCCAGCCCCUGGGAGGGGGUUUGUAGCACCGCCGGCUGGAGCCUCUGAAAGGGAAGGCGAGAGGGUCUUUUUUAUCCUCUGCCAGCUAAGCGGCGCUCGGAGCUGUGUGUUUCUUCCGCUUUACCUGCCCCCCUCCCCGGUGCAAUAUCUUCUCUAAAACUCAUCCUGGGGAAUAGAAGUUACUUUUGGGUAAUAGGGCGAGUUGCUAACUGGACUGAAAGUCCGCCUCUUCCUAAAGCAAGUUCAGUUUGCGACAGCUGUGUGUGUAUCCCUCUAGUCUCUUCCAUUCUCCUGUUCCCCAAGUGUUGAAGACAAGUCCUCCAGUCCUGGGCCCGGGUUCUCCAAACACACCCAGGCUUAAUUUUACUAUGCUGAGUAGUCCCUCAGUGGGAGUAAAGAUCCAGGCAGCUGCCUGUGCAAGUUACGACUUAUGUUGGUGGACUGUAUUCAGAUGGAAUUUAACUUCAAAGUUAAAUUGUUUAAAAAAGCAAAUUUUCAGUCACAAGCCAGUGAAAGUUCAUGAGUUUAUCCCAUGAAAAAGCACCCGAAGGGAAUUGCUGACAGCUUGUGGAAGGGAGUUACAGUGAUUGUGGCAAAAUAAAACCUCGACAGCAGCAGCACAAGUAUCAAUCUAGCUAGAAAAAACUUGCAUGGAGCUGUUGAAGAGUAGGAUGUGGCUCUGCAGAGGAAGGCUCUUCCCUUUCGUUUAUAUUGAGAUCUGAACUUUAUGCUCAUGAGGAGACGCGCAAGUUCAGAAUGUGAGUCACACAGUGUGGUCAAGCAAGUCAGAACCAAGGGCUACCUUAGAAGACAGAAGUGCUCUUGAAAGAAGGAUAGAUCUAUCUUUGCUUUGUUGUCAUCACUGGGAACUGAGAGAGAAGUCAAAGCCAAACUGGAAUAAAAUGCCAGCUAAGGGCAAAUACUUCUUUAAUGAAAAUGAAGACUGCAAGAUAACAGAUCCACUUUAUGAGAAGUAUCGCUACACGAGCCAGCAGCAUCCGCUGCUUCUCCUGCUGCUCUUCAUUGCAAUUACUUUCUGUAUUACGCUAAUUAUAAUAUUCUUUGUCGUGCAGCAGGAUCAACGUCAUCAUCUUGCUUUCAUUAUUACAGUAUGUACUGCUCUUGUAAUAUUUGCAGUCAUGUACUUGCUUGUAUGCAUUGAAUCCUUAUUUCGGAGAUGGCUGAAAUUAUUUGGGAUUUUGAUUUGGAUCUGCUUCCUGACCAUAGGAUAUGUGUCAGUUUUUGGAACGGGAAAUAGCUCUUCAGUCUGUGCAUGGGAACAGGUGCCAUUCUUCCUGUUCAUAAUCUUCACAGUUUACACCAUGUUACCCUUUGGGAUGAGAGAUGCUAUCAUCAUCAGCGUCCUUUCUGCAGUGUCCCAUAUUGUAGCCCUAAGCAUUACAGUGGCACGAAAUCGUAACUCAGGCCAACAACUCAUUACAUUUCAGUUACUUGCCAAUGCUGUAAUUUUUCUUUGUGGUAACCUGAUGGGUGCAUUUCACAAGCAUCAGAUGCAAGAUGCUUCAUGGGAUUUGUACAGAUACACUUUAAAGUGCAUUCAAGUCCGAAUGAAACUGAAGAUUGAAAAGAGGCAACAAGAAAGCUUGCUUUUAUCUAUACUGCCAGCUCAUAUCUCAAUGGGAAUGAAACUAGCCAUCAUAGAGCGACUGAAGGAAACCAAUGACGAUAGGCAAAUGCAUGAUAACAACUUCCAUAAUCUGUAUGUGAAAAGGCAUCAGAAUGUUAGCAUCCUGUAUGCAGACAUUGUGGGAUUCACUCGUCUGGCUAGCGACUGCUCUCCAAAGGAGCUGGUAGUGAUGCUGAAUGAGCUCUUUGGGAAGUUUGAUCAAAUAGCAAAGGAAAAUGAAUGCAUGAGAAUAAAAAUUCUGGGAGACUGUUAUUACUGUGUCUCAGGCCUACCUGUGUCCUUACCAGUUCAUGCCCGGAACUGUGUGAAAAUGGGACUCGACAUAUGUGAAGCUAUAAAACAAGUGAAAGAAGCCACUGGAGUGGACAUCAGUAUGAGAGUUGGUAUCCAUUCUGGGAAUGUGCUUUGUGGAGUGAUUGGACUCCGGAAAUGGCAGUAUGAUGUGUGGUCUCACGAUGUUUCCUUAGCUAAUCGUAUGGAAUCCUCAGGAAUACCUGGUCGUGUACACAUCACUGAAGCAACGCUAAAUCACCUAGGCAAAGCUUACGAAGUGGAAGAAGGGAAUGGACACCUGAGAGACCCAUACCUUAAAGCAAUGAACAUCAAAACCUACUUGGUGAUUGACCCAAGGUCUAAACAGCAGACGUUGAAUAAUCAUCUCCCUAAAACACGAGUGAACGAUGGGCUGAAGAUGCGCGCCUCUGUCCGUAUGACACGUUAUUUGGAGUCCUGGGGAGCAGCCAGGCCCUUUGCCCACCUGAACCACAGAGAAAGUGUCAGCAGUGACUCCUCAGCUCCAAGUGGGAGACGAAGAAAGGAGAUACCUUUGCAUUCUACAGGUCGUCAAAAGACUUCAGAUAGAAAUACGUCCCAGAAGGGAAGGAUGGAAGAAGAUAUUUAUGAUGAAAUGAUGUCGACCAUUGAGGGUCUCAGUUCGACUAAACCAGGGUGUAGUAACUCAGAUGACUUCUGCGGAUUCUCACUGUUUUUUGUAGAAUCUGGAUUGGAAAAAGAGUAUCGCACCAUCCCCAUCCCCAGACUGAGGACUUACUUUGUCUGUGCCAGUAUUGUGUUGCUCUGUAUAUUUGUGAUACAGAUGUUUGUCAUGCCAAAAACCACAAAACUAGGACUUUCAUUUGGAGUUGUAGCAGUCAUAAUUGUGCUUAUUUUGUGUGUGUGUUUUGCUGAUAAAUGCCUGAAAUGCUGCUCAGAACAAUGGCCUUCUAUGCGCCACCUUUGUGCUAUUUCGGAUAAGGUAGAAACAAUGCCUCUAGUGAGACUCCCUUUAGCAGUCAUCACUAUAGGUGCGUUGCUGAUGAUAGCCAUUUUUAAUUUGCCUGCUGAAAAAAGUAGAUCCAUAAACGCAACUGGAUCAAGUGAUGAGGUUGUCACCUUCAUGGCUACUGAAAAAAGUACAACUGUGAACUCUACUGGAUCCUGUAUUAAGAAUAUCAGCUUGCCGUAUUAUACUUAUUGCUGCAUAUUAGGGUUUAUUGCUUGCUCUGUAUUCCUUCGGAUGAGCUUCGAACUCAAAGUUCUCCUUCUGUCCAUCGCUGUUACUGUGUACAUCAUCAUCUUUAAUACCCAUCACAGCUUGAGUGCAGGCUGCACCAAUUACACCAAUACCACUAAAAGGCUUUUCAUGGAAGAUCCAAUACUGAUGAUUAACUUAUACCUGGCUCUGUUUUAUGUAACUCUGAUCCUAUUUUCAAGACAGAUUGAGUAUUACUGUCGACUAGAUUGCUUGUGGAAGAAUAAAUUUAAAAAAGAACAUGAACAAUUUGAAACCAUGGAGAACGUAAACAGGCUCUUGCUGGAAAAUGUCCUUCCGGCACAUGUUGCUGCUCAUUUCAUUGGUGACAAAUUAAAUGAGGAUUGGUACCAUCAGUCUUAUGACUGUGUGUGUGUCAUGUUUGCAUCAGUACCUGAUUUUAAGGUGUUUUAUACCGAAUGUGAUGUCAAUAAAGAGGGACUGGAGUGCUUGCGGCUGCUGAACGAAAUCAUUGCUGAUUUUGAUGAGCUAUUGUUAAAACCUAAAUUUAGUGGUGUUGAAAAAAUCAAAACAAUUGGAAGCACUUACAUGGCAGCAGCAGGCCUUAGUGUUGCACCAGGCCAAGAGAACAACCAGGACCAGGAGAGACAGCAUGCUCAAAUUGGGAUCAUGGUGGAGUAUGGAAUUGCCUUGAUGAGUAAACUAGAUGGCAUCAACAGACAUUCCUUUAACAAUUUCCGCCUACGGGUUGGGAUAAACCAUGGGCCUGUAAUCGCAGGUGUGAUUGGAGCUCGUAAACCCCAGUAUGAUAUCUGGGGCAACACUGUCAAUGUCGCUAGCAGGAUGGAGAGUACUGGUGAACUUGGAAAAAUCCAGGUUACAGAAGAGACGAGCAAAAUAUUACAGGAACUGGGAUAUUCAUGUGAAUGUAGGGGACUCAUUAAUGUCAAAGGAAAGGGAGAACUAAGGACUUACUUUGUGUGUACAGAUACAGCCAAAUCCCAAGGUAUUGGACUGAACUGAGUCUGUAACGAAGUUUGUCAAAAUGUAUUUUGAGCCACCACUUCCCUUCUGUGAAGUCUUAAAAUUUCCUUCCUUAUGUAAAGGAGAUUAUUCCAAACGUAUGUGUACUACUAAUGGUCCCUCUGCAUCUCAAGGUAGGAGAGUGGCUUUAAAAGAAGUCUGAAAAUGCCUAGAAGCAAUUGUGGACUGCCUGUUUCUGGGAUAAUUUCAGGAUUUUUCUGUAAUUGUCUUGCAGCAUUUCCUAGUAUUUCCUUUCCUACAUUCAGGGAGAUUAAAGGUCUUAAUAGCACACGUAGAUGCACUGCUGAACUAAUUUCCCAGUUAGAACAGACAUUAGGAAAAACUUCCUGACUGUCAGGAUAGCGAAGCAUUGGAAUAAAUUGCCUAGGAAGGUUGUGGAAUCUCCGUCAUUGGAGGUUAAGAACAGGUUAGACAAACACCUGUCAGGAAUGGUCUAGUUAUUAUGUAGUCCUGCCUUGAGUGCAGGGGCUUAGACUUGAUGACCUCUUGAGGUCUCUUCCAAUCCUAUACUUAUGAUUCCACUGCCUCAUUCUUUGUUAGAUCUGCUAGCAGUGUUGCACUUGCACUUAAGAAAAAGUGACAGUACAUUUGGAACAUUGAUAUAUGCAUGGUCUUUAGUGCAAAGCUGUUUUCAUAACAAAAGACCGCUGAAUAAGGGGGCGGGGGGGAGAGAUAGACAAGCAAACUACAGUUUAAUAUAUGGUGAUUAUACUCUAGCUCCUUUUGGAAAGAGUAACUGUGCAAUAAUUCACAUUCCCCUGUCCCUUGAUGACUUUUCCACAAACUCAUGCCUCCCCCUACAUUAUGUAAAGCCUUUCUUGAUCAGCAGUUGUACAGGAAAUGAUUUUUGUCUGAAGUUGGUUCAAAAUACCGCUAUUAUGGAUACAACCCAUGUUGUUCUCUUUACCCUGCUUUUCACUAUACCAAGGGACAAACCAUAUUUCAUUUCUUAGAUGAGAUGAAAACAACUGUUUUAGUAUGUACUGGAAGUAAGCCACUUUGACCUUCAGAAUUAGUCUUUUGACUUUGAAGAAAUCCAGACUAUUUCCAGAGAGUGAAAGCCCAUUUAGGGAUGUGCAUGUUGCAGUGAGACAGUAAAUGUGAGUAUUGCAUUCACUGCAAUCAUGCCCUUUGACGGUGUAUAUUUAUACUGUGUUUUGUGAUGACUCGUUUCUGAGUAGCAGCCGUGUUAGUCUGUAUUCGCGAAAAGAAAAGGAGAACUUGUAGUUCUCUCAUUUGGUUUCCAUUGCCUGGAUGAGGCCAGUCCCUCAAACUGCUGACUUGUUUCUGAGGCAUACAGAAUUGCUAUCCCAACUUUCUUCUUGUCAUUAACAACAUUUGCAUUUAAUAUAUUAGUCAGGAUCUGGUGCUUAUGAAGGUGAAGUAUAAACUGCAUUGGCCAGUCAGGCAGGAUACCAACAGCUGAUGUGCAUACUUCCCUUAACAGAUCUUUCAAUGCACCUUAAUUCUGGCCUGCCAGCUAUUCUCCUGCUCAGACCUUCUCUUGACAAGAAACAGCCACUCAGAUUGUGUAGUGUUUCUGUGAUAAAGGCAAAUACAAGACCAAUUCUCCCCCCACUCCCCGAUUUGUGACCUGAGGCAAACUUGAACCUAGGUGGCACUUCCCCCUUUGACAACCCUUCCAAAUUAAUCACCUAUGCCUGUGUUCUCAGAGCUGUGCAUGUUUCUAAACAUUUGACAUGUCUGAUAUUUUCAGAAGUUUGUCAAUGUUCAAAUUUUUCCUUUAAAGUUUAUUCAGGUGAGUGUAAUUAGCUUUAAAUUUUAACUAAUAACUUUCUACUAUACAUAAUCAUGUCAAGACAUACUACUACAAAAUUUUGGUUAUGGGGAAGAUAGUGUCUCAGAAGGAUACCACCUGGUGUUCAAGUAUAAACAUUUAUCAGGAAAGGCUUUUUUUUUUUCCUCCAUUCCCUGUAUAUAUUGUGACUAGAAAGUGAAGUGGUUAAAAUAAAUUCAGGUAUUUAUUUUGUUCAGUAUAAAGUGCUAUGUUCAAAUAAUUUAUUACACCACACACAAAGCAGCAUUUGUUAAUAUUUCAAUUUUAGUAUGAGGGCAUAUGACUCCAAAUUGUCUCUUUAACAAUCGUUGUUGCCUGCACCACUGCUGUUUUUUAAUUACUGUGUAAUUUCUUGGAAAGUGCCUGUGUUUCAUGACAGGAACAAAUCUGAGUAAUGUCCUACUGUGGAUUAAAAACUUAGUUUUUAAAGCCUUACUGAGGGUGGUUGGUCGAAACUGCUUUUGCUGCAGUCUCCUACAAAAAAUAGUAUAUUAGACAACUUUAGUUUGAGGUUGGCUGUUUCCUUUCUGUCAACAGAUUCAUAAUAUAUUAACUAGUUUAACACUUAAACUUUGUGCUAAUAAAAAAAAGUCAGUGUAAUUUAGUAUCCUUUUGUAUAUUUCUGUCAAAUAGUUUUCAGUUCCCUAUCACUUUUAUAUUGUUUGUUUGUGAUAGACAUUUAACAAGCAUGAGUUUUGAGAUGUUAAUUUAUUUUGUUUUUAUAAGAAGCUUGAAGGCUUCGUUCAGUGGCCUUUGCUACAGUACUUCAGUUUGACAGACCAUACUGCCUCAGUAUUUUGAAUCAUGAAGUUUGCUUAUGGACAGAGCCAGUUCUGAAAUUAUGGCACUGUCCACAAUAGUGCUAGAGAUUUAGAUGUAAUUAGGAUUGUGGAACUAAACCAUAUCUAACAACACUCUGAACUGCUUUGUAUUGCCAUUAAAGCUAAUAUGCUGCUUGGUCUCAAUUAUGGAAGUGGUGUAAAGUAUUUUCAGUAGCUUGUAGCUCUUGGGCUGGAUGAAGUAGGGUUGUCUUUCUGCUACCGGUUGUAUUUGCUAUAUGAUCUUAAAGGGACAUCAUCAAUUUAAACUCUUCGAAAUUUUGUAGAGUAUUUAACAGCAUUUUUAUCCUCAGUUCACCUUGUUAUAUGAAAGACGCACCCACAGAAACAUUGAAAAGUGAGUGUAAGGCCAUGAAUAUUGGCAGGAGGGCGUGCGACACCUUGAGCGACUUAAUACUUUUUUAAAUGAUUAGAUUGUGUGCAUGAAGGGUCAUUUCUUUGGCUAAAGUCUUAAAUGGAGCCUUAGCAAUACAGAAUGCUUUUACCAGAACUGUGAAACUUACCUAUUAGGACUUUAAAAACACACAGUCAAGUCUUUAAAUACAAAAUGCCAAUUUAUCUAAUUUACAGUUGAUUGUAUACUGUAACUUUUAAUGAUGGAGUAAGUUAUCUACUGCACAGAAAGAACAAAACUUUUUUUUACUUUAAAAUAAAGACUUUUCUGAAACUUG